AUGAAAGAAGAACCUGCAACAAAGCGAAGAAAACUGAACAACAUCCAGGAGGAGGAGGAGGAUGAGGAUGAGAAGGCGGCGAGGAAGGCAGACUGCAUCAGCGGCCUGCCCGACCAUCUCCUCCACGAAAUCCUCGCCUGUCUUCCCACCAGCACUGCCGUCCGCACCUCCCUCCUCUCGCGGCGAUGGCGGACGCUCUGGAGGACGUCCCCCGACGUCUCCUUCACCACCGGCCUCUCCCCCUCCUUCGUCGACUCCGCCCUCCGCCAUCGCGACCCCGCCGUCCCCCUCCGCUCCUUCUCCCUCGUCGCCGCUUCCGCCAACUCCGACCGCGCCCAACUCCCCUCCUGGAUCCGCCGCGCAGCAGCCAGCCCCGCACUGGAACGCCUUACCGUCAGAACUUACGCUCAGAACCAUCAGCACUCGGGCAUCGUAUCCCCGGCAGUCAUCCGCCGGCACUGCUCUUUUAUAGUGAUCGAUGUCUUCCGACUCCGCCUGGCCUCCUUGCGAGUGCUCGAGCUCGCCUUCCCCGGAGGAGGAAUAACGCACGUGCAUUGGCCCGCCGCCGCCUUCUUACCUUCCUUGCAGGGGCUCGAUCUCGCUAACCUGACCUUGUUUCUGGCCGCCGGGGACGCGAUCUCGAGCAGCUGCCCGGCGCUCAAGUACUGCCGGCUGUCGCUCUUCGCCGCCGCGACUCCCGAGCUCGACGUGAGCUGCCCGCUCCUCGAGGUUUUCGAGCUGACAACGCGCGACGGGCCGGCGGACGACGUGAUCAGUAUCUGCGGUGGCAGCGUCAGGGAGGUGCGGGUGCGGCAGGAGAUCGCGCCCUCCGGCCCGGCCUACCUGAAGCUGUCGGCGCCGGGACUCCGGACUCUGGAGUGGGUCGGCCCGCUGCCGCGCUCCGCCGCCGUCGAUGCCGCCGCCGAUGCUCUCGUCUCUACCCUCGUGAUGCGGACAGACAGCUCGCUCGUCGAGCAUGAUCUGAAGAAGAUGCUGCUGAAGGACGGCAGAGGCCGCAAGUUUUCAAUGCUUAAAGUCAAUCGGCUGAUCUUGCCGAAAUGCUGUAUAACUGCGGCCUUGGGCAAGCUAGUUUUUGAUCGGCGCAAUCAGGUGAAUAAUCCAUCAGAUCAGGAAUAUGAGAAUCUCAAGCAUUUGGAAUUGAUCGCCUACUUUGGAGGAUCGAGCUCACUGGGUGUUGCCUUCUUGCUCAAGAUGUUCUCUAAGAUCGAGACACUGCGUGUGUCUCUCAGCGGAGGAUGUACCAAAGAUUCACCUCAAUCCGAGGAUUUUUACAACUAUUUCAGCGGAUUUGGCAAAGGAGAAUACUGGGAUUCUCACAACUUCUGUCUUGAGAAAUUGGUCCGGAUAUCGAUGCAUGAGUUUACGGGAAAAAGAUACGAGUAUGACUUCUUGGAGUUCUUAUUCCGAGUGGCAACUUCGUUGCGGAAAAUAACCAUCUCCCCAGAUAGCCAAGCAAUUUUUUUCCCAAAAGAAAUUUUUCAGAGAAUGGAGCAACUGCACCAAUCUUUUCCGCACGUUAAGAUUGUAAUCUCGUAA
Molecule: messenger RNA, 1557 nt
Organism: Ananas comosus (pineapple)
Lineage: Eukaryota; Viridiplantae; Streptophyta; Magnoliopsida; Poales; Bromeliaceae
Product: putative F-box/FBD/LRR-repeat protein At4g03220
Exons: 3
Coding region: 1-1557 (518 amino acids)
Molecular function (GO): protein binding
Source: RefSeq, a predicted model, not a curated record